Molecule: messenger RNA, 2288 nt
Organism: Neolamprologus brichardi
Lineage: Eukaryota; Metazoa; Chordata; Actinopteri; Cichliformes; Cichlidae
Source: RefSeq, a predicted model, not a curated record
CAGAGCGUCCCCGAGUCCCCGCCUGCCUGCUUGCACUUGUCAUCUCUCGCACCUGGAGCCCUAAUCUCGUCCAUACCAACAUCUUCAUUUUACUUUAGCCUCCUAGACUUCAACAGUUUGAUUUAGACGUGUUUGGUUGCGGUCGAAGAUGCUGGCUUGUACAGAGAUGAUCACUAUGUGCCUGCAGUCGGCCAAACAGAAGCAUCUUCGGGCUCAGCAGCAACAGCAGCCGCCGCACAAUGCCGGACAGGGGCUUACUAUUUUUCAUGAUAUUUUCCGCAGAGCAGACAAAAACGAUGAUGGCAAGUUGUCAUUUGAAGAGUUUAAUACUUACUUUGCUGAUGGGAUCCUGACUACUGAGGAGCUACAGGAGCUUUUCUAUUCCAUAGAUGGCCAACAGAAUAACAAUCUGGACACUGACAAGCUAUCAGACUAUUUUUCUCAGCACCUUGGAGAGUAUCUUAAUGUCCUUUCAGCUCUGGAGAGCCUGAAUAUUGCCAUCUUAAAGGCAAUGGAUAAAACUAAAGAGGAGUACCAAGGUGCCAGCGUGUUGGGUCAGUUUGUCACCAGAUUCAUGCUAAGGGAGACAUCCAGUCAGCUGCUUUCUUUACAGAGGUCCCUGCAGUGUGCCAUGGAGGCUGUGGAAGAGCAGAGCAGCCCUGCCCCGAGAGAAGUAAAGGCGCCAGAGCUGACAGCAAUACAGAGAAAUGGCAGGCGCUGUGGUCGUAGGGUCCAUAAUAACCUGUGCCUCUCUCCAUCAGAUCCCUGCACUGGCAUCUUGACCAUGGGUGUCAACAUGGAAGAUGGAGAGAACUGGUGUUCUCAGAUCAAUAAGCUGCAGCAACUUUUGGAUAAACUGGAGUGUCAGGUAGGAGAACUUUCCUUAUUGUGUGAAUCCACAUUAUUGUCAGAUUACAAAACAAAUAUCCUGCUGGUUCAGAGGCAGAUGUCAGUGACUGAUGUCAAUCUGGACAAUUUCCGGAAAGUUCUAAAGAGCUACCUUGACGCCACCUCAGCUCACUCUGACAACAUGCAUGUGUCCGUUCAGAAGCUCCCAGGAAAGUCGUGUUACAUAAUGUAUGAGUUCUGGCAAGACCGCCUCUCCUGGAUGAGCUAUCUUCAGUCUAACAGCAGUAAAGACUUCCAACGCUGCAUUAUUGAUAUGUUGGAGGAUGCUGAAGUAGUGUCCACUAUGUUGCUCCCAGCUUCCUGGUGGAUUAUGACUAACAACUAGCAACUAAAUCCAGAAUGUCACAUCUACUGCCUACACUGUCACACGGACAAAGGCACGCUGGCGCAUCAACCCACCCACCCACAUGUACUCUUGCACGCAAACAAACACACACACACACAUACAGAACAUUUCAAAAGACAUCCACGUGUUUGAAAUCAACAGGAGACAGAGACAAUGGCGUCAUCCAGCAUUCUCCAGCAGCAUCUUUUCAUGUUCCUGUCUUGGACUGCUCAUUAUUGUGCCGCUUUAUAAAAAGGGAUAGUUGCACACACUAGCUACUAUUGACCUGAAAGUAACUGAUUCUCUGCAACGCAAAACCCGUUCUAUGAAUUUUCUCCCCCUUGUCUCAAUUGUGGUAUGGCCUCUGUUUUUUUUGCAGUGUUUGUCUGAUAUUAUGCCAAUGGAUGGAAACCAAAAAGACGCUAAUGUAGGCUACUAGAGCACACCCAAAUUGGAAUGAGAUUACAAUACCAGUAGGGUUUUGUGUAUUUUGAUGAGUUGUUUACUGUUGAGUACAAUUGAUAAGGAUGAAAAAGCAGAGAGGAUGAGGAGAUGAAAGGUUACUGUAGCCUAAACAUGCAUGUUGAUGUGGCCGCAUCCUGGCUGUACAUGCUGUAUUAUAGUGUAGCAGUGUAUUAUUAUUUUUUUUCAUUUUGCUAUCCUACUAUUAUGUGCACAGAAUGCCAAAAAUGCUAUUAAAACUACCACACCUGCCCUGACAUUUCUCUAUUGCUAGAUACAGUGUACUAGUGGUCUGCUAUUAGUUGCAGUGCAUCUCUUCAGUCUGAGACACAUUAUCAGUCUCAAAUGUAAAAAUAUCUUAAAACGUGCAUAUUUAAAAUAAAUAAUACUUUGUGAGAAGAUUUCAUUGUAUCACUAAGUUAUAAAAAGAAAAAAAUGUAUUUAAUGCAUCAUGUAUUUAUUUUGAUGAUGGUGGAGUUUAUGCCAUCUGUACAUAUAGAAAUUACAUAUAUUGAUAUUUAUGUUGUGCUUUGGUUUGGCAAUGUACACAGCUAAAUGACUGAAAAGCAACUUUAAUAAAAAUGAAAGAUAA